AUGGCUGUAAAGGUGGGCACAGAGUCACAGAUGCUCGUGGUCAUCAUCUGGCUGUGCUACGGCACACCACACCUGGACCUCAAGGACAAAUGGUGCACAGCACGCCGCACCGCUAAUGGCUGCCACAGUUUGCAUGUGAAACACAAAAGCCCUCGCUCCCACGCUCAGCGCACUUUUUGUGCGACGCUGGCUGUGCUCGUGUCUGAGGAAAAAGGCGGUGUGUGUAUUGCUCAAUCUCUGAAGAUCCCCAGAGAGCCCAGACUGGGAGAAUUCGACAAGAUCAUCCUGCGGCUACUGGAGACACCCAACGCUCGAGCCAUUGUCAUGUUUGCGAAUGAAGAUGAUAUCAGACGUGUCUUGGAUGCUGCAAAGCGCAACAACCAAACCGGUCACUUCUUGUGGGUGGGAUCGGACAGCUGGGGCUCUAAAAUAUCUCCAGUCGUCCAGCAGGAAAGCGUGGCGGAAGGUGCUAUUACCAUCCUUCCAAAAAGAGCAUCCAUAGAAGCCUUUGACAGAUACUUCAAAAGCCGCUCCUUGUCCAACAAUCGACGGAACGUUUGGUUUGCAGAGUUCUGGGAGGAGAACUUCGGAUGCAAGUUAGGGAUGCACGGCAAGCGUCCCGGCAGCCCCAAGAAAUGCACUGGGUUGGAGAAAGUCGGCAGGGACUCCACUUAUGAGCAAGAGGGAAAGGUGCAGUUUGUGAUGGACGCGGUGUACGCUAUGGCCAACGCGCUGCACCGCAUGCAUCGGGACCUCUGCUCGGGAUAUCCAGGACUUUGUCCACGCAUGAGCAACAUAGAUGGCAAGGAGCUGCUGGGAUACAUCAGAAACGUCAGCUUCAAUGGAAGUGCAAAGACCCUAGUUGUGUUUAAUGAAAACGGAGACGCCCCUGGACGCUACGACAUCUACCAAUAUCAGAUAACAAACAGGUCGGCUGAGUACAGAAUCAUCGGCCACUGGACGGACCAGCUGCAUUUAAAUAUGAAUGCCAUGCAGUGGGCGAGCGGAGACUCAUCCGUGCCGGCGUCUGUAUGCAGCCUGCCCUGUCAGACCGGCGAGCGGAAGAAGGUUGUGAAGGGGGUGUCGUGCUGCUGGCACUGCGAGCGCUGCGAGGGCUACCAUUACCAGGCCAGCGAGUUCACGUGCCAGCUUUGCCCAUAUGAGCAACGGCCAGAUCAGAACCGCACCGGCUGCCAGCCAAUCCCCAUCAUUAAGCUGGAGUGGCACUCGCCGUGGGCUGUAGUACCCGUCUUCAUUGCCAUCCUGGGAAUCCUCGCCACGACCUUCGUGGUGGUGACGUUCGUGCGUUACAACGACACGCCAAUCGUACGGGCCUGCGGCAGGGAAAUGAGUUACGUGCUGUUAACAGGAAUUUUCCUAUGCUAUGUCACCACGUUCCCCAUGAUAGCAGCGCCCGAUGUGGCCGUCUGCUCCUUCCGCAGGAUCUUCCUGGGUCUGGGCAUGUGUUUCAGCUACGCUGCCUUGCUCACCAAGACCAACCGCAUCCAUCGGAUCUUUGAGCAGGGCAAGCAGUCGGUCGCGGCGCCGCGGUUCAUUAGUCCCGCCUCCCAGCUAGUCAUCACCUUCAGCCUGAUCUCAGUUCAGUUAAUGGGUGUGUUUGUGUGGUUUGUGGCCGACCCGCCGCACACCAUUGUGGAUUACGGCGAGCAGCGUACGCAGGACCCCGAGAACGCCCGUGGGGUGCUCAAGUGUGACAUCUCGGACCUGUCACUCAUCUGCUCACUGGGCUAUAGCAUCCUUUUGAUGGUCACGUGCACUGUUUACGCAAUCAAGACCAGGGGAGUGCCGGAGACCUUCAAUGAAGCCAAGCCCAUUGGAUUUACCAUGUACACCACCUGUAUCAUCUGGCUGGCCUUCAUACCCAUCUUCUUUGGGACUGCACAAUCUGCAGAGCGGAUGUACAUUCAGACGACCACACUGACUGUCUCUCUGAGCCUGAGUGCAUCCGUGUCUCUGGGGAUGCUCUACAUGCCCAAAGUCUACAUCAUUAUCCUGCACCCGGAACAGAACGUGCCCAAACGCAAGCGCAGCUUCAAGGCCAUCGUCACCGCUGCCACCAUGACAAACAAGCUCAGCCAGCUGGCCAGUGAACGGCCCAAUGGAGAGGUGAAAACCGAGCUCUGUGAGAGUGGGGACAAUAGUAAACCGUCCACAAAAACAACCUACGUCAGCUACACCAAUCAUGCCAUAUGAGUGCACAUCCUGAAAAUGGUUUGGCAUGGAUCUGGCUGACUCCGACAAAACAGGAUCCGAUGACUGAAAUCCAAGCAUGAGACAUCAGUGUUGUUUGUGGACAAGAGGAUGGACUCUUGGACUUUUUUUCCUGGAUAUUUUAUAAGAAAGCCUAGGGAAAAAAAAUGGAUACAAAAGCUGCCAUUUACGUGGGCAGCCGAUAAAAUGGGACACUGGAAAAGGUGUCAGACCUGCAUUGGAAAACGCAUUUGUCUCUUGUAUUGGCUACUCUGGUCUGUAACCUCGGGUUGUGAGUGUGCAAAUGCCAUGGUUGAAGCAUGCCAAUUCAAUUUUUUAUACAAAUAAUUUAUUUAUAAUAAA
Molecule: messenger RNA, 2574 nt
Organism: Sinocyclocheilus rhinocerous
Lineage: Eukaryota; Metazoa; Chordata; Actinopteri; Cypriniformes; Cyprinidae
Product: metabotropic glutamate receptor 8-like
Exons: 12
Coding region: 1-2214 (737 amino acids)
Biological process (GO): G protein-coupled receptor signaling pathway
Cellular component (GO): membrane
Molecular function (GO): G protein-coupled receptor activity
Source: RefSeq, a predicted model, not a curated record